GUUCUUAAAAAUGUCAAUAGAAAAGAAUUCUGGUACAUUUAGUUUCUUUAACUUUCAUGGAAGAGAUUAUAAAGUUGAUCUUCAUUUAAAUAACAGCCAACUUUUGGUUAUUCAUGUUGAUGAUUGCCUAACUUUGGAUCGGUGGAUUGGAAAAUAUGAUGCUAGCUAUAUUGAAGAAUUAACUCACAAAACUGGUAAUUUUAAGCAAUUUAGUAUCUUUUGUAAUAUGCUAGAAUCAGCUCUUUCUCAGAAUACUGAUGUUGUUUCUCUUGAUCUUUUGACAUUUGAUGAUUUAAAUGCUUUAAGAGAACAAAAGAUUGGCAGCAAAGUUUACCAUAAAAAAACCAACAGUGGUGAAAAUAAAUACAAAAGAUAUUUGAUCAUGACAUACACUGUAGAGUUUGAUCAGAUUCAUUAUCCUCUUCCGUUGGCCUAUUUGGGAAAGAAUGACUCAAUAUUGAUGAAAAACCAAUUUGAGGGUUUGAAGCGUAAAGAUCAAAGAGCAGAUUCAGAUUAUAUGAAUGCAAACAUUUUGCCCAAUAAAUAUGAACAAUUAUUAGCUGAAAAUGAAAAUUUAAAGCAAGAAUUAAAUUGCUGCUAUCAGCAGUUAAAAGAAGUUGAUGUUGAAGCUGUUUUAAAAGAUAUGAAGGUGCUCAAAAAAGUUGUCCAUAAUCUUGAGAACGAUUUGCUGACAGAGAGAAACAAACAUUCACGAAUAAUGAUGAAAAAGAAAAAAGAGUAUGAUCAGCUAUUGGAAGAGUUUGAAGAACUAAAAGCUACAGAGCGCAAUUUUCGUAUUCGCUGUAAGAGUUUAACUGAGGAAUUAGCUACUUUAAAGCGAAGUUCUCGUUUGUCAACAGCUAGUACUUCCUCAUCUAAACUUCGCAAUGAUAAAGCUACAUUACUUGCAAGAAAACAUAGAGAAAUUUCUAUUGAAAACAAUAAAAAAGAUUUUAUAAGAAAUUUACAAGAUUUAAGCAAGGAUAAAGCUGGUUUAGUUAGAAGUCGAACAUCUUCAUUAGAUAGAAGAAGUCAAACAUCUUCAUUAGGUAAAAGAAGUCGGACAUCAUCUUUAGAAAAGUUAUCUAUUGGUCGUAGGACACCUUCGCCAAACUUUAUCAAGUUUGAUCCUUCUGCGUAUGUGAAAAGAAAAGAAGAAAAAAGAAUCGAAUCAGAAAAUAAUCUCAAUCGACGCAGAACACCUUCAUCAAGUUUAAAAAAAAAUAUAUCACAUAAAAGUGCAUCCAAAAAGCCACCUGCUGGUAGAAUGAAUGACAACAGUUAUGCUAAAAAACACAGCAAGAAACAUCUUUCAGCUGGAAGUGAAAAUACAAUUUUAAAUAGUGCUAAGAGUUUAUCUAAAAAGUCAUACAGAGGCAACUAUAACAUAUAUGACUCCGAUCUAUCUGAAGACGAAAAAUCUCAACAGCUAAGAAGAAAAUCAGAAAGUCCUGUUAGGAAUAAAUACUUGAAUAAUCUAGAAGAGAAGUCUGAGGGAUAUUCAAUCGGAAUUGCUGAUAUUGACGCUCGUUUAGCUGCUCUCCAAAGGUUUAUGGAAAAUAAUAUGGAAUAAAUAUUAAUUUUAUAAA
Molecule: messenger RNA, 1589 nt
Organism: Hydra vulgaris (swiftwater hydra)
Lineage: Eukaryota; Metazoa; Cnidaria; Hydrozoa; Anthoathecata; Hydridae
Product: centrosomal protein CCDC61
Source: RefSeq, a predicted model, not a curated record